This is a messenger RNA of Suncus etruscus (white-toothed pygmy shrew), 3059 nucleotides long. It is a transcript of the gene GANC, whose product is annotated as glucosidase alpha, neutral C. Lineage: Eukaryota; Metazoa; Chordata; Mammalia; Eulipotyphla; Soricidae. Bases 134 to 2872 code for a protein of 912 amino acids. The transcript is spliced from 24 exons. The record is from RefSeq and is a predicted model, not a curated record. Gene Ontology annotation, biological process: carbohydrate metabolic process; N-glycan processing. Gene Ontology annotation, molecular function: alpha-1,4-glucosidase activity; carbohydrate binding.
GGGUUCACAUUUCCCAGAAACUUGACUAGCUGCUGUGUGCUGUGUUAGUUGUAAGUUAGCAAAGGCCAAUCACCGUUCCAAAAAGUGUCGGGGACAUUACCCAGGAGUCCUAUCAGUGAAGAGACUGGAAGCCAUGGCAUCAGCUAAGAAAGAAGAAAUAAGUGUUGAAGAUGAAGCUGUGGAGAAAAAUAUUUUCAAAGACUGUAGCAACAUUGGUUUUUACAGACGUCAGAAACACUGGCUUUCCAGGAAGUCCACCUAUCGGACAUCAUUGGAAUCAGUCACAACAGACAAAGACAGCACCAGGUUCCAAAUUAUCAAUGAAACAAUGAAGGUACCUCUCCUGGCUGAAAUUUAUAGUAUAAAGGGAAAUAUUUUCAGACUUAAAAUCAAUGAAGAGACUCCCCUGAAACCUAGGUAUGAAGUUCCUGAUGUUCUCACAAGCAAGCUAAGCACUGUAAGGCUGACUUCAUGCUCAAGAGAUAUAGGUAGUCUAGUACUGGAAGAUGGAAAAGGAGAUCUGAAGUGUUGUAUCUUUGAAAACCCAUUCAGGAUAGACUUUGUGUCCAAAAAAGAGGUUGUGAUAAGCAUAAACUCCCUGGGCCAGUUAUACUUUGAGCACCUGCAGAAUCCUCCCAAGCAAAGAGUUACCAAAGAAAAUGAAGAGGAUGCAUCAACUAAUAUCUCUCAGGAAAAUCAAGAAGAUCUAGGCCUGUGGGAAGAGGAAUUUAGGGGAUUUGUGGAUAUCAAAGCUAACGGUCCUACAUCCAUUGGAUUGGAUUUCUCCUUGCAUGGAUUUGAACAUCUCUAUGGAAUCCCACAACAUGCAGAAUCACAUCGACUUAAAAAUACUAGUGAUGGGGAUGCUUACCGUCUUUAUAACUUGGAUGUCUAUGGGUAUAAAAUACAUGACAAAAUGGGCAUUUAUGGUUCUGUGCCUUAUCUCCUAGCCCACAAAUUGGGCAGAACACUUGGUAUUUUAUGGCUGAAUGCCUCAGAAACACUAGUGGAAAUCAAUACAGAGCCUGCAGUAGAGACACAGAACCCAGUGGACCCAUUUGCUGAACGAAAGGUCAGAUCUCGAACUGAUGUACAUUGGAUGUCAGAGAGUGGAAUUAUUGAUGUGUUUCUGCUAACAGGACCCACGCCUUCUGAUGUCUUUAUGCAGUACUCAUACCUUACAGGAACACAAGCCAUGCCUCCUCUUUUCUCCCUGGGAUACCAUCAGUGCCGCUGGAACUAUGAAGAUGAGCAGGAUGUAAACAAAGUAGAUGCAGGAUUUGAUGAACAUGACAUUCCUUACGAUGUCAUGUGGCUGGACAUAGAGCACACCAAGGGCAAAAGGUACUUCACCUGGGACCAGAAAAGAUUCCCAAACCCCAACAGGAUGCAAGAACUACUCAGGAGCAAAAAUCGAAAGCUUGUGGUCAUUAGUGACCCUCACAUCAAAAUUGACCCCAACUACUCAGUGUAUGCUAAGGCCAAAGAACAGGGCUUCUUUGUGAGAAAUCAUGAUGAGGGAGACUUUGAAGGGAUAUGCUGGCCUGGUCUCUCCUCUUACCUGGAUUUCACCAAUCCCAAAGUCCGAGAAUGGUAUUCGGGUCUUUUUGCUUUCUCUUUUUAUCAGGGAUCUACUGACAUUCUCUACAUAUGGAAUGACAUGAAUGAGCCCUCUGUCUUUAGGGGACCAGAGCUCACGAUGCAGAAGAAUGCCAUUCAUCAUGGCAAUUGGGAGCACAGAGAACUUCACAACAUCUAUGGUUUUUAUCAGCAAAUGGCUACUGCAGAAGGACUGAUACAACGAUCUAAAGGGAGGGAGAGACCUUUUGUUCUUACCCGUUCUUUCUUUGCUGGAUCACAGAAGUAUGGUGCUGUCUGGACAGGUGACAACAGAGCAGAAUGGAGUUACCUGAAAAUCUCUAUCCCAAUGUUACUCACUCUCAGCAUUACUGGGAUCUCUUUUUGUGGAGCUGAUGUAGGUGGCUUCAUUGGGAAUCCAGAGGUCGAGCUUCUAGUGCGAUGGUAUCAAGCUGGAGCCUACCAGCCCUUUUUCCGUGGACAUGCCACCAAGGAUACUAAGAGGCGGGAACCUUGGCUCUUCGGGCAGAAGCCCACCAGGCUCAUCCGAGAGGCCAUCAGAGCUCGCUACACUCUCCUGCCCUAUUUGUAUUCUCUGUUCUACCAGGCACAUGUGGCUUCCCAACCUGUCAUGAGGCCUCUGUGGAUAGAGUUCCCUGAGGAAUUAGAAACUUUUGGUGUGGAAGAUGAGUACAUGCUGGGAAGUGCUCUAUUAAUUCAUCCAGUCACAGAACCAAAAGCUACUAUGGUUGAUGUGUUUCUGCCAGGAUCAAAUGAGGUCUGGUAUGACUUGAAGACAUUUUCUCUUUGGCAAGGUGCAUGUACUGUGAAGAUCCCAGUAGCUUUAGACACUAUACCAGUGUUUCAACGAGGAGGAAGUAUAGUGCCAAUAAAGACAACUAUAGGGAAAUCUACUGGAUGCAUGACUGAUUCCCCAUAUGGACUCCGGGUGGCUUUAAGCACUGAGGGUUCUGCCAUGGGUGAACUGUAUCUUGAUGAUGGCCACUCUUUCCAAUACUCUUACCAGAAGGAGUUCUUGCACAGGAAGUUUUCAUUCGAUUCAGGUCUUUUGAUCAACAGAUGUGCUGACAAAAAAGGUCAUUAUCCCAGCAAGUGCGUAGUGGAGCAGAUUUUAGUCCUAGGUCUCAAAAAGCAGCCAUCUUCUGUGACCACCCACUCAUCUGAUAGUAAAGAUCAGCCUGUGGCUUUCACGUUUUGUGCCAAAACGUCCACCCUGCAUCUGGAGAACCUCUUGCUGAGUGUUGGUGUUGACUGGGAGGUUCGCAUCGAAUAAUGGAGCAGCGCACCCUUGAGCAGCACAUGGAGCAGCCUGUACCCUUGUCCCUCCUCUCAGUCUGUGACAUGACCAGUAGUCACUAGUUUACUAAUGAGAGAGAGAUUUUGCAGUUUUCAGAUUUUGCAUCUUCAGUGAACUAUUAAUAUUCUUUAUGUCAGCCAGCCACCUCCUCUCCUCCUGGAUC